AGGAAGGGGGAGUGUAGAAGAGGGACAGAGCAAAGAGAUGAAUAGAAGGCACCAGAACCACCUACCAUGACCAAGUGCGCUGUAAAUGUAGGACAGAAAUUCGAGUGGAAUACAAACGGAUCGUCGGGCGACAUAUUCGAGGGAAAACCAUGUUUGGAUGUGCCUUAUCUGAUUCAAAGCAUUUCAAAUAUGGCACUACAUGCGACCACAGGAACGCAGGGAAACUAUAUUUCCUCCCAAACAUCUCUGGCAUUGUGAAACGGAAAAGAAGAGUGGCUGUAAAAGACAUCUCUGUGCCGUCUUUCUCCGAUUAUCAUCAAUGGUAGGCAUUGCAUAAUUCACCCGUAUCCACCGGAGCCAUUCGGUUCCUCCUCUUUGGAAAGAGGGGGACGCCAGAAAAAAAAAGAAAAAAAAAGAGCGACUUCAUCUAGUGGCUGCCUUCUCGGUGCUGCCUGCAAUUGUUUGGCAAUGCCCUUUUCUCUCUUAGCAAGGACUUGCAGCCAGUAGCGGGGGAACAAGCAGGGGAAGGAUGCAUUUAAGGCUGGAUUUGUGCUGCAUUCAGGGCGAUUCGGCAGUAAUAGCGGCUCUAGCAGAAACAGCGAGUGCGGAGGGCCUGGGAAGUACCCAGCCCCACUAUCUCCCCCUUUUCCUCCCUCCCUGCAGGACCAUGCUUGCGUGAGGGAUGAGGCUGUGCACAGGGACACCAGGCCAGAGCUGCGGCCUACUUCUCGCAAGAGCCGGUCUCUCGACUGCAAGAUCUGUGAACACAUUGCCACCAUCAAAUCAGCAUCUUUGGGCAUCAGGUAGAUCGAGGAGCAUGAGCAGGACUUUGAGCUGCGGGUGCAGAUGUCUGGGUAUAAGCGCAUGCGGCGACAGCACCAGAAGCAGCUGAUCGCCCUGGAGAACAGGCUAAAGGCCGAGAUGGAUGAGCAUAGGCUCCGGCUGCAGAAGGAAUUGGAGACACAUGCGAACAACACUUACAUUGAGCUGGAAAGACUGGCCAAACGCCAUGUUGCUCAAACAGACAAAGAGAUGAAGUCAGUUGCAGCAGAAGAGAGGAGGAUCCAGCAGCAGAUUGUUGCUCAGCAAAAGAAAGAGCUGACUUCUUUCUUAGAAAACCAGAAAAAGGAAUACAGGCUUUGCAAAGACAAGAUCAAGGAAGAGAUGGACAAUGACCCUUGUAUACCCAAGGAGGAAAAGCAGGAGCGUCUGUCGAGGCACAAAGAAACAAUGCAGCGCUCUCAGGCUGAGGAGGAAGCUCACCUGCUGGCCCAGCAGAGGCUGGUGUACGAUCGCAGCUGCAGGGCUCUGAAACGCCGGAGUCUGCUCAGGAAACAUGAGUUUGAACAAGAGCAACUGAGAGAGGAGCUGAACAAGAAGAGGACCCAGAAGGAGAUGGAACAUGCCCUGAUGAUCCGGCAGGAUGAGUCCACCCAGGACCUGGAGCGCAGGCAGCUGCAGAUGCUCCAGAAGCUGCGCAUCGAACUCAUGCGGCUGCAGCACCAGACAGAGCUUGAAAACCAGGAGGAGUACAAUAACCGUCGGCAAAGGGAACUGCACAGAAAACACACUCUGGAGCAACGACAGCAGCCCAGAAACCUCAAGACACUGGAGAUGCAGAUCAAAAAACAGUUUCAGGACACAUGUAAGGUGCAGAAUAAGCAGUACAAGGCUCUUAGGAACCAUCAGCUAGAGGUGUCUCCCAAAGGUGACCAUAAAACCAUCCUGAAGGCCCUGAAAGAGGAGCAGACACGCAAGUUGGCCAUACUGGCUGAGCAGUACGAGAAGAGCAUCAACGAGAUGAUGGCUUCACAAGCGAUGCGAUUAGAAGCGGAGCAGGAAACGGAGUGCCAAGCUCUGAAGCAGCAGCUGAAGCAAGAGAUGGAACUCCUGGACGCUUACCAGAAAAAAACCAAGUCACAGAUGGAGACCCAACAUGAGCGCGAGCAGCAGAAACUUGAGCAGAAGGUCUCCAUACGGAGAGCGCACCUUGAACAGAAGAUUGAGGAGGAACUGGCUGCACUUCAGAAGGAACGUACCGAACGGAUUAAGCACUUGUUGGAACGUCAGGACAGAGAAAUUAAUGCUUUUGACACAGAAAGUAGAAGCCUCGGCUUUGGAAGCCUGGGAUCUAUAGACUUCCCCAAAGAAGACAACAGAUGAAAGUGGAUUUAUCUCUAAAGGACAACAUAUCCGUGCCCUUUUCACGUCCACUUGACCGUUUGUCCCACCCAGGGUGACAAAACUGGAUUACUUUUCAUUGCUCUUAGAUAUUGCAUCUUUGAAUUGGGGUGUUGCGUGCAAUGAGAGCCUCUUUUGUGAAACUUUAAAGGGGGGUGGGGGGGGUGGGGG
Molecule: messenger RNA, 2352 nt
Organism: Pundamilia nyererei
Lineage: Eukaryota; Metazoa; Chordata; Actinopteri; Cichliformes; Cichlidae
Gene: taok3b
Product: TAO kinase 3b
Exons: 8
Coding region: 847-2163 (438 amino acids)
Biological process (GO): regulation of cytoskeleton organization; protein phosphorylation
Cellular component (GO): cytoplasm
Molecular function (GO): protein serine/threonine kinase activity
Source: RefSeq, a predicted model, not a curated record